Trichomycterus rosablanca is the source of this 2957-nucleotide messenger RNA. Its product is annotated as C-type lectin domain family 4 member M-like. The record is from RefSeq and is a predicted model, not a curated record. The coding region runs from base 1 to 1788 and encodes 595 amino acids. The transcript is spliced from 9 exons. NCBI's taxonomy places the organism in Eukaryota, Metazoa, Chordata, Actinopteri, Siluriformes, Trichomycteridae.
AUGAAGAUGUGCGAGGACAUUUAUGCAAAUGUUAAGUUUACAAAAGAUCAAAGAUUUAAUUUAAAGAACAACAAAAAUUCCCAUGAUGACAUUUAUAUAAAUGAGAACAAACUGCAGACCUGCAGCACCAGAAGUGACCAGAAUAAGAACUCAGGCAGUGAAACUGCAGGAAGCAGAUUAUACAGAGGUAUUACAGUGGGCUUGUUACUGCUCUGUGUUCUCCUGCUGGCCGGCAUCAUAGUACUGGUUGUAAAAGACAACCAGUUACAGACCAGUUACAAAAACCUGACCAUAGAGAACGACCAUUUACAGACCAGUUACAAAACCCUGACCAUACAUAAAGACCAGUUACAGACCAGUUACAAAACCCUGACCAUACAGAAAGACCAGUUACAGACCAGUUACAAAACCCUGACCAUACAGAAAGACCAGUUACAGACCAGUUACAAAACCCUGACCAUACAGAAAGACCAGUUACAGACCAGUUACAAAACCCUGACCAUGGAGAAAGACCAGUUACAGACCAGUUACAAAACCCUGACCAUACAGAAAGACCAGUUACAGACCAGUUACAAAACCCUGACCAUACAGAACGACCAGUUACAGACCAGUUACAAAACCCUGACCAUGGAGAAAGAGCAGUUACAGAAGAAGAAUGUGCUGGCUGUAAAGAACAACCAGUUACAGACCAGUUACAAAAAUCUGACCAUAGAGAACGACCAGUUACAGACCAGUUACGCAAACCUGACCAUAGAGAACGACCAGUUACAGACCAGUUACAAUGACCUGUCCAUAGAGAAAGACCAGUUACAAAAGAAGAAUGAUAAAUGUCAGAAUGUGGUUUCUUACCUUGUACUGGCUGUAAAGAAGGACCAGUUUCAGACCAGUUACAAAAACCUGACCAUAGAGAAAGACCAGUUACAGGCCAGUUACAAAACCCUGACCAUAGAGAAAGACCGGUUACAGACAAGUUACAAAACCCUGACCAUAGAGAAAGACCAGUUACAGACAAGUUACAAAACCCUGACCAUAGAGAAAGACCAGUUACAGACAAGUUACAAAACCCUGACCAUAGAGAAAGACCAGUUACAGACAAGUUACAAAACCCUGACCAUAGAGAAAGACCAGUUACAGACAAGUUACAAAACCCUGACCAUAGAGAAAGACCAGUUACAGACAAGUUACAAAACCCUGUCCAUGGAGAAAGACCAGUUACAGAAGAAGAAUGAUAAAUUGGAUGUGGAGAGAAACCUGUUGAAGACGGAUAACUACAACCUGGCUGCGGAGAGAAACCAGUUGAAGAAGGAUUACUAUAGCCUGACUGUAGAGAGAGACCAGUUAAAGACGGAUAACAACAACCUGACUGUAGAGAGAGACCAGAUGAGGAAGCAGUUGAAUUUGCUACAGCAAGAAUGUACAUAUUUCAACUCCAGUGUUUACAGCAUCACUACUGAGAAGAAAAGCUGGAAUGAGAGCAGACAGGACUGUAUACAGAGAGGAGCAGAUCUGGUGAUCAUUAACAGCGAAGAGGAACAGAAUUUCACCAGCAGAUGUUUUACCCAGGCUUGGAUUGGUCUAAGUGAUUUUGACAGAGAUAGAUUGUGGAUGUGGGUGGAUGGAACAGCACUGAACACUGGGUUCUGGUCAGAUGGAAAACCCAAUUAUCAGGAUGGAAAUCAGGACUGUGUUGAAACUGGCUACACAAACACUUCAUUGAACAGCUGGAAUGAUUAUUGGUGUAAUAUCAGUAUGGUUGGGAUCUGUGAGAGAAUAAUUUUUGCCCCCUAAAUAUUUAAAUAAUGAACAGAGACCAAAUUUUACUCCUGUGAUUCUGGAAUUCAGUUGUGCUUUUGUUCUCCAGCUAUCUGUGAAAUUAUUUGUUUUUAACAAAAUACCAAAAAUGUUGUGCCCUGAAAUGCAUUACAUAGCCAAAAUUAUUUGGACACCUGACUGUGAGCUUGUACUAUUAUCCUAUUUUAAAAACAAAUUAUAUUAAAACUCUAAACAAUAGAGUGAGCUCUAUUUGAUCUUUUCAGUUAUAACAGCUACUAUUCUGAGAAGACAUCUCAAAAGAAUUUAAAGUAUGUCUGUGGGAGUUUGUGCCCAUUCAGUCAAAUAAUGACAGUGUUUGUAUGACUGGGCGCUGAUGUUGGAUGUUCCAGUUCAUUCCAGAGCUGUUGAGUAAGACUGAGGUCAGGACUCUGUGCAGAACACUGGAGUGAAUUCUUUAUAGAGCUUAUGAUAGAACAGGAAAAGGGCUUCCCUAAACUGCUACCGUGAAGCUGGAAGCAUAUCACUUCCUUUGUGUCACAGAUUAAUUAAACCACAUAAAUUAAAAAAAUUAGAAGUGGUGUCCCAAUAUAUUUUGUCCAUAUAGUGUAUGUAACAGACUAAUAUUUUUAUUUUCCUAAAUUACAGUUACAUCCUGUUUUUUUCUGUCUGUGUGAGAAAUGUGCUGGGUUUUGCUCUGGAGCCCCUAGAGCUGGUUAUUGAGCAGAGAAUUUUGCACAAGCUGCUCAACGUAAUGGACAAUACCACACACCCGUUACACGACCUGCUGAUUAAACAGCAAAGUGCCUUUAGUGGAAGGUUCCGCCAACUUCGCUGCAACAAAGAGCGCUAUAGGAAGUUAUUUCUGCCCACAGCAGUGGCUACCUAUAAUAACUCUCACUGGUGCAAGAGAAGGACGCAGAAGCUAUAACACCCAGGAAAGACAAUUAAACUUACAAUUUGCACAGGGUACUGUUUUUAUUUAAAAGUUUCAAACUGCACAACGUCUGUAACUGAACCUUCAGCCCCUCCCCCCCCCCCUUUAGUGUCUUUUGUUCUUGUCCUGUUAGAUGUUUUUAUAUUAUUAUUUUUUUAUAUUAUUAUAUUUUAUUUUCUUCAUAUAUGUAUAUUUUUAGAUUUUAUAUCUUACUUGUAUUUACAUUUGUACUAAUUUUUUUAUUCUUUAU